Messenger RNA from Polypterus senegalus (gray bichir), 1148 nucleotides. RefSeq names its product bryoporin-like. The transcript is spliced from 4 exons. Gene Ontology annotation, cellular component: pore complex. Lineage: Eukaryota; Metazoa; Chordata; Cladistia; Polypteriformes; Polypteridae. The coding region runs from base 92 to 661 and encodes 189 amino acids. Gene Ontology annotation, biological process: cytolysis in another organism; monoatomic cation transport; pore complex assembly. Gene Ontology annotation, molecular function: channel activity. The record is from RefSeq and is a predicted model, not a curated record.
UGGGGUAAGUUUUUGCUUAGAUCAAUAGCACAUUUGGGAAACAUCUUGUCUGGCUUGUACAAAUCAGUAGGAGAAGGAGGAUUGUUCUGCAAUGAAAAAGGAAAUGGAAGACAUUACACUUGGAAUGUCUCUCCAGGGCACCUCAAUUACCCAGAUUUCAAGAAGCAUUAGGACCAACAGAAAUAUUGCAAUUGAAUUUGUAAAUUACAGUGAAAAAUUAUUUCGAAAUCCAAGGUACUACUGCUUAAGUGGUGUUAAUAUUAUUCCACCUCAGCCUACAAUCAAAGCACAUACGGCAGAAGCCUGCUCAUUCGGCAAGUGGAGUUUUACAGCUCGUGGAAGUGUGGGAGUUAUGACAUACGACAUUUAUGAGAAUUUUGAAAACUUAACCAACAAGUGCUUGGCCAUCAUGUUUAGUGUACCCUUUGAUUACAUGUACUAUGACAACUGGUUUGGUGUGGGAAUUUUUAAGAAUGAUGAAGCAUGCGAUAAAAAUCUGUUUAAAAAAAUGUACUAUGGUAGUGAACAUGGCUUCAGAAGGAAGAAAGCUUCAAAUGGCAUCAUUAAGUAUAGUAGUGAGGGCAUUGAAAUAAAUGCAGGAAUGUCUAAUGCUGCCCAGAGCAUUCUGAAAUUGGAAAUAUGGAAUAAAUAUUUCAAUUAAAGAUCUAUCUAUCUAUCUAUACUAAAAAUAAAGUCAGUCUAUCUAUCUAUCUAUCUAUCUAUCUAUCUAUCUAUCUAUCUAUCUAUCUAUCUAUCUAUCUAUCGGUUUGAACAAGUCACUUAUAUCUAUUUCUGCAAAGACAAUUAUUGUUAAAAUAACAGUUUUCAGUGCUCUGCUCCUUAUGCUAAUCAUUAAGACAGAAGGUAAUGCUAGAAUUAUUCAACAUAUUUAUAACAAAACUAUCACAAUGGAAAUGUAUGCAAUGCUUCACCUAUUAUUUAAUGGAUGAAAUAUAAAACUAAUGCACCCUAAAGAUACAGAUAUUGUGUGUUUAACUGUUUCAAGUCUAAAUAUUGUAUGUAUAGUAUUUACCUUUUAACAAUUGACUGCUUUAAGGGAGUAAGUAAACUACAGUAUAUAAAGUGCCACAUUGCCAGUCUAAAUAAGCAUAUUUUUUAAGCUGAAUAAAUACAUAUAACAUUUUCAA